Molecule: messenger RNA, 1287 nt
Organism: Chrysochloris asiatica (Cape golden mole)
Lineage: Eukaryota; Metazoa; Chordata; Mammalia; Afrosoricida; Chrysochloridae
Gene: GORASP1
Product: golgi reassembly stacking protein 1, 65kDa
Exons: 9
Coding region: 1-1287 (428 amino acids)
Biological process (GO): Golgi organization
Cellular component (GO): Golgi apparatus
Molecular function (GO): protein binding
Source: RefSeq, a predicted model, not a curated record
AUGGGUCUGGGAGUCAGCGCCGAGGAGCCCACGGGAGGCACCGAGGGCUUUCACCUGCAUGGGGUACAGGAGAACUCCCCGGCCCAGCAGGCAGGCCUGGAGCCCUACUUCGACUUCAUCAUCACCAUUGGACACUGCAGGCUGAACAAGGAGAAUGACACAUUGAAGGCGCUACUGAAGGCUAACGUGGAGAAGCCCGUGAAGCUUGAGGUGUUCAAUAUGAAGACCAUGAAGGUGCGCGAGGUCGAGGUGGUUCCUAGCAACAUGUGGGGCGGCCAAGGCCUACUGGGCGCCAGUGUGCGCUUCUGCAACUUCCGCAGGGCCAACGAGCAAGUGUGGCACGUGCUGGACGUGGAACCAUCUUCACCUGCUGCCCUUGCUGGUCUGCGCCCCUACACAGACUAUGUGGUUGGCUCUGACCAGAUCCUCCAGGAAUCUGAGGACUUCUUCACACUCAUCGAGUCCCACGAGGGGAAGCCUUUGAAGCUGAUGGUUUAUAACUCAGAGCUGGACUUCUGCCGGGAGGUGACUGUAACUCCCAACGCAGCCUGGGGUGGAGAGGGCAGUCUGGGGUGUGGUAUUGGCUAUGGAUAUCUUCACCGGAUCCCAACCCAGCUCCCCAGUCUCCACAAGAAGCCACCGAGUUCCCUGCCAACUAAACCUAUCCCCCAGGACUCUCCUGUUUCUUCUCAUCUGGAGAUCAACUCCAGCCAGGGUGACUACAUAGAGGCCCUUCUGCAGGCAUCUGACUCUUCCUCGGAGGUGCAGCUCCCCGUGCCUGCAAGUCCUAGCCCUAGUGCUCCAGAUGUUGAGGGGCUUCCACAUUCCAUGGAGACGCCUCUCCAGCCUCCACCCCCACUGCAGCGAGUCAUGGACCCAGGCUUCUUGGACGGGUCGGGCAUUUCCCUCUUGGACAGCAGCAACGCCAGUCUCUGGCCUGGCUUAACAUCUUCUACAAGUCUGACCUCAACAGCUGUCUCUGCCUCAGGGGUGGAGGACAUCUGCUCCAGCAGUGGGUCUCAGGAGCGGGGUGGUGAGGCCACGUGGUCUGGAUCAGAGUUUGAGGUCUCCUUCUUGGACAGCCCAGGUGUCCAGACUCAGGUGGAUCACCUGCCUCAGCUGACGCUUCCCGAUAGCCUCACUUGUACGGCUUCACCAGAAGAUGGACUGUCUGCUGAGUUGCUGGAAGCUCAGGCUGAGGAGGAGCCGGCUAGCACAGAGCGCCCAGCUUUUGGGAUGGAGACUGAGGGACCAGCUAACCAAGCCCAGAUCUCUGCCGCAGAAUAA